Dermacentor andersoni is the source of this 2311-nucleotide messenger RNA. RefSeq names its product repressor of RNA polymerase III transcription Maf1 (gene Maf1). Gene Ontology annotation, cellular component: nucleus. Gene Ontology annotation, molecular function: RNA polymerase III core binding. NCBI's taxonomy places the organism in Eukaryota, Metazoa, Arthropoda, Arachnida, Ixodida, Ixodidae. Gene Ontology annotation, biological process: negative regulation of transcription by RNA polymerase III. The record is from RefSeq and is a predicted model, not a curated record.
ACCGGUGACGAGAGUAGUGGCAUAUUUUAGUUACGUUUGGAUUGCCUGAGCUGCGCGCUGCUGCGCUUGCCAAGUGAAAGCUUUGAACAACGGCUCAUCGCUUUAUUUCAGGAUACUUCAGGUGCUGUUGUCUUGCGGGGGUGAAGUUUAUUUGCCUGCCGCGGUUGUCGGAGCUCGACCAUUUGCCAGGAGCAUUCGGUGACAUAGUUUCAGAACGACAGCGCAGUUGACCCGAAACAAGACGCCAUUGUUGUAAUCCAGAUGAAAACAGUGAUCAGCUGUCGUCCAGAAGUAAUGAUCGCUGGCCUUAGGUCAAAAUUUCAGAGUUUUGGCCUCACUACGAGUUCUGGAAGUUCGAAGAGCCUUAAGAAAAGUAAAAGAAUAGAGGAGCACCCUCGAAGACUUGCGGAAAACUUUUUCGCCUAAGCUUAUUUUCGUGUCGAACGUUCGAACUGUGACGCGAUCACUUUUGUGUUCCUUUAAUAUUGGUUGCGCGCUUGUAGUCUCAGUGGGACAAUGAAGCUUCUGGAGAGCAGCCGCUUCGAGGCCAUCAACUCAGCGUUGUGCUUCGAGACUGGUGAUUGCAAGAUUGUUGGCAGGAUUGAGAGCUACUCCUGCAAGAUGGUGGGAAGCGAUAAGCGGUUGUUCAAGACCAUGAAUGCUGAAGCAGGUGGUGGCCCAAAUGACUUGCAAGCACUAUCGCCACCACAAAGUGUACUUGUCUCGCAGAGUCCAAGCAGACUUUACAGCCGGAGCCAAAGUGAUGAUGGAGAGUGCCACUUAUGUGACACUAUUAGUCGCAAGACUCUAUUUCACUUGAUUGGCACCCUGAAUGCGUCCUUCCAUCCAGAUUAUGAUUUCAGCCAGGCCAAGAGUGACGAAUUCAGCCGGGAGCCCAGUCUGGAUUGGGUGAUGAACACUGUGGACAGCAACCUGUUUGCGACAGCUAACCAGGCAUACAGUGCACUUCGAAGCCACCUGUGGGCAGCCGUGGAAAGUGAAAUCUCACUGACUGAAUGUGAGAUCUUCAGUUACAACCCAGAUCUGGCCUCAGAUCCUUAUGGGGAGGAUGGUUGCUUGUGGUCUUUUAAUUAUUUUUUCUACAACCGCCGGCUCAAGCGCAUUGUCUUUUUCACCUGCCGGGCAGUCAGUGCGAACAGCUUUGAGUAUGGCCGAGACGAUCUGGAACUCGAAAUGAACAUGGAGUUGGAAGAAGAGUCUGUGGCCAAUACCAACAGAGCCACACAAGAGGCAUUUUAAGAGUGCGCCUCAAGAAUUAUGAAUCGCUCCAGCAGCAAGCAUCCAUACAACUUGCACCAGGCACAUCACUGGAAUCUCCCGUCCGCUUUUUGCACCUGCUCAUUCAGUACAUUCACUACAUUUUCCACAUUAGCGCACAAGCCAUAUAAUUGGUUGAUCACAUGGUACCCUAAAAAAUUUGUACAUACAACUACAUUGUGUACACAUCAAACAUAUGCCAAUUUUUAACUGUACAGUCAAGGAUUUUAGACAAAAAUCUUGCUUUAUUGCCCGGUACAACAAAUACUACCUGCCUUUAAUGAAACAUCCCUUGCCUUUGAGUUGCACUUUCUCUGCUGUCUGUCUUUUCCCUGUUACUCACUGCAUCCAGAUAGUGCAGGAUACUAGAAAGAGCUCUUUCAAACCACACCAGGAUUGCGAUAAACUGCGGCUUUUUGAAAAUGACCGUGUCAUGAAAGGAAAAUUUUAUUUAAACAUUGUUAGAAAUUCUGCAGUUAUCUCUGCUUGUUACUCUGAUCUAGAUAAUACCUAAGCAAUAAGCUGUAAUAGACUAAAGUUCUUUUUCUUGUCUGCUUUUUGUCUAUUGUCUGUCUACUGAGAGAUUUGUCAUGGCAAAGCAGAAUUGCCUGUCUAGUUCCUUCUAUGUGUGGUGUGUUUGCAUACCUACGUCAUCAUUGCUUAUAUUAAUGAAGUUGCAGCAGUGAUCUGCAACAUCAGACAUAGGCAUGUCAGAAGGUGGAUUUUCGUCAAAUAGAUGUGUUUUCUUCUGCAUAGCCAAAUGAUAAAUGCUGCUCUUUGCUUGUACACAUAGCCAUUUGCCAGUACAAACUAUAAGAGAGCACUUAUAGUAGCAAACCCAUCUGUUGUUGUGUUCCUUGCAAUAUUUUUGCCCCAUCGGCUGCAUGGUAUGACAAGGCAGUAGCUGCCACUUGUUCUGUACUACCGGUUUAGUGUGUGAAAAGCAACAUGGUAUGAGCAGUUUUAAAGGUUUCUUUUUAAUGUACAUUUUACAGCUAUUUAAUCCAGAAUGAAUAAAAAAAAUUUGGUGUUC